This is a messenger RNA of Heterostelium album PN500, 1710 nucleotides long. Its product is annotated as bZIP transcription factor. Bases 1 to 1710 code for a protein of 569 amino acids. The transcript has 2 exons. The record is from RefSeq and is a predicted model, not a curated record. NCBI's taxonomy places the organism in Eukaryota, Evosea, Eumycetozoa, Acytosteliales, Acytosteliaceae.
AUGAUCGGUCGAGAAACUCCAAAAAAGAAUACAAAUCUUGGUUCUUCACCCCCCUUAUCUUAUCACCCGAAUUCAACUUUGCCUAUUCAAUACCAACCGAAUAUCAACUCUUAUAUACAACCACUUCAGAUCGGUCAACAAACAAUGCAUUCCAUCCAAGCACCACCACAGCCACAGAGAAUUCUACCAAAUCAACCACCUCCUCAAAACACAUUCCAUUUCAACUCUUUUAUUAAUCCAAUCAACAUUCCAUCAAUUAAAGAGGAGCAACUACAAAACAACCAGUCAACAACAUCCAACAACAACAACUCAAACUUUCACAAAUUUAAACUAUCAAAUUCUGUCAACACAUACAUUCCACCACAUCAGCAGCAACAACAACAACAACAAUCAACCUCUACUAACAAUUUAAGUAGCAGUGGAGGAUUACCAAUACCACCACCACCGGGAUCUCUUCACAUCGGCAACAAUGCCCUAGGUUCCACACAACUACAACCACAACAAAACUCCUCCACAUCUACCAAUACCACCCCAAAUACAACUUCCGAAUAUCCAACUUUAUUUAACUCUCUUCUAGGAGGACACUCUCCAAACAUGGUCAGUGGCAUUUUCCAAUCGCCAUCUUCAUCGUCCUCAUCGUUAAAUGCACCUCCAAUCUCACCAAACUCGCCACAAUCGCCAUCAUCCUCAAACUCAAGUUCAAUGGGUUCUCCAAAUGCAAUUUUGAGCUCUCCGACUUCAACUACGACAAACACCACCAACCAACUAUCUCAAUCCCAAACCCUGAGCAAUCCAAAUGCCUCCAACACCACAACACCAAAGGUCGACGCAAACAACAACUCACCCACCAAAGCCACCAAACCCAAACCAAAUAGAUCACCAAGCUCAAUUGCUAGACGUCGUGAACAGCAUCGUGAACACGAACGUCAACGUCGCUUGAAGCAAAAGCAACUACUUUCCUCUGCCACUGAGGUGCGCCAAGAGAACACGUCACUCCUUCUCAAAGUCGCUCAACUAAAGAAUGAACUCAUCAUCUCUCAGAAUAGCUAUGCUCAGAUGGCACAGUCCUACGAGGAUCUUAUGAAUACCUUCAACUACGUUUCCUAUGAAAACAGUUCUCUCAAGAAGGAAAUCGAGCACUACAAGUUUGGAGCUCCAAUAGCACAACAAAAGUUGUUUCCAAACAACAUCAAUCCACCUGCCGGAUCGAUACUAGUACACUCGCCACCUCUUCCACUCGUAGGACCAUCCAUCUCGUCACUACCACACCCAGUGAUGUACCCACAAAUCAAAAAAGAAAUAUCACUCUCACCACAAGCCAACACCACUGGAACAUCCACACCCAACAAUAACCAACAAAACACCUAUGGAAUAUCACCACAACAACAGCAGCAACUACCAAACAAUCUCCAUAUGAAUCAAUAUGGAUCGCUUAUCCCUCCACCACCACCCUCCAACAACAAAGACCAACAACCGCAACAACCCAACAGCAACUCCUACCUCUGGAGCACCAACGGCCAAACACCAAACAAUUCACAAUUUUCACCUCCCCCAAAUUUUCACUCAAGUCACAACUAUUCUACGGAUCACAUUCAAGAUAAAUUAAUGUGGGCGAUCAUUUGCGUGACAUCUUUGAUUUCAUCUGGUAUCAUUAAUUGUUGUGUUGAAUACGGUGGCUUUUUAAUCAGACAAACUCUGUCUAUCUAUUAA